AUGGCUUUAGCUCGCCUGUGCCUCAACAGAGCCCUCGCCGGCCGCGCGCAGGCGCUGGCGAGGCCGGCGUACGCCGCAGCCCGGGCGACAGAUUCGAAACUUCGCGCCCUUUUCUCAACGUCGGCAGCCGACUCUGCCGCCUCAGGCGAGGCGAACCGCCGGGAGGUUGCCGUGUCGGAGCGCUCUGCCCCAGCACGCCGCAGCGGCCGCUGGGCGUGGCGUGACCUCCGCGACUUCACCCCGUUCCGCCUCGUCGACGGUCUCGGGAGCGCGCUGUCGCAGGUGGCGGAGACCCUGAUCCGCCCGCUGGAGCGCCUGGCGCCAUCGCGGCUGCUGUCGGGGAAGGUGCGCGAGGACGAGGCGCGGUACCGGCUGCGGUUCGAAGUGCCGGGGCUCGGCAAGGACGACGUGCGCGUGGCCGUGGAGGACGGGGUGCUGGUCAUCGAGGGCGAGAAGCGGGAGCACGGGGAGGAGCUGGGCGGCGACGACGGCGGCGAGUGGUGGUCGGCCAGCGGGUACCACGCCAGCCUGCUGCUCCCGGACGACGCGCGCGCCGAGGGGAUCACCGCCGAGGUGAAGGACGGCGUGCUGUACGUCACCGUGCCGCGCACCGGGGAGCGCAAGCGGAACGUCACCGAGGUCAAGGUCCAGUGA
This is a messenger RNA of Miscanthus lutarioriparius, 654 nucleotides long. The record is from the annotation of a GenBank genome assembly. NCBI's taxonomy places the organism in Eukaryota, Viridiplantae, Streptophyta, Magnoliopsida, Poales, Poaceae.